This is a messenger RNA of Magnolia sinica, 1414 nucleotides long. RefSeq lists its product as uncharacterized. The coding region runs from base 144 to 1118 and encodes 324 amino acids. The record is from RefSeq and is a predicted model, not a curated record. The transcript is spliced from 7 exons. Lineage: Eukaryota; Viridiplantae; Streptophyta; Magnoliopsida; Magnoliales; Magnoliaceae.
UCGUUCCCGCAUUUCAAAGAUUCAGGUUCCAUUCUCAUUUCAGCAGCAGAUAAUCUCUCUCUCCCUCUCUCUCUCCUGCUUACGGCGCCGGUUCCGUCAGUUUCCGGCCUCGUCUUGAGCUUGCGGGCGCCGAUCGCAGCAGCAUGUGGAUAGAGAUCCUUUGUGGACUGGUCUUCUUCCGAAUUUUCCGGCGGUUCUUCUGCGAAGACGACGAAGAUGUCCUGCAGAUCACCGGCGAUUCCAGCGUCAUCUUCCAUGUCGCAAACAGAAUUGAGAAGCUCUAUGGUGGGAAAGUGUAUGUUGGGCUUCGAAUUCCAGACACCGAUAGCAGUUCCCGACAGAGUAUCGAUAUGGUUCUUGUUACCAAAGGAGCGGCAAUGGUGAUUGCUGUUAGGAACUUCUCCGGACUUAUAGACAUUGACAAUGAUGGAAGCUGGAUUUGUUCAAGUGAGAAAAGGCACAAGACGGAGAGGCAUUCGGACCCUGUAUUGGAAACUAAAAGACAAGUUGCAAUUCUUGAAUCAUACUUGGAACAAAGGGGGGUAACUUUGCCUGAAGGAUGUUUGAUUGGAAAGGUUGUCCUCCCAAAUCCAAAAUGCAGGACCACACAUGCGAUAAGUUUCCUGCCAGAGGUCAUUUCCUUUGACGAGUGGACGCAGCUUAAACCUGAAUCAAAAAUCGGAUUUUCUAGUUGGAUCAAGGAUGCAUUUCGUGGAGGAAAGAGUGAAACACUGGAUGGGAUGUUUCAGAAGCUUCAUUUCAUUCUCAAUACAGCACCAAUGUGGGAUAGGUUGGAGCUUAAAGGUGAUAAGUAUGUUCUUGGAGAAUUUUCGGAUUUUAAGGGAAAGCAUGAAGAUAUGCAGGCGUUGAGAAAUGUGAAGAGAUCAAAAGUCAGCCGGUUGAUCAUCCAAAGGUCAACCAUGUUUAGUGGUUUAGGUAGAUCAAAGGUACAAGUGUUGUAUGCUCCCCGCGAUUUUCGAAUUGAGGGAAUGUCUGCUCCUGAGUGGAACGAAGCAACGGUGAAGUCAAGCACUGAGGUUCAGUUUCAGCCUAUAGGUUCAAAGAAAACCGAAAAGAUCAAGCUCUCCUCAAUAGUUUCGAUGUCUUUGAGUGCCUGAGAAUCUCUCCCCUACACCCUACCGUGUUGGUAUGUGAACUCCAACUGCUAUGGAAGAUGUUCUGUUUUUUCAUAUUGCCUUGAGAUUAUUUUUGUCAUUAUAUGUGGGGAAAUUUAGACCUAUAUGUAUUGCAAAACAUAUUACCCAGAAAGAAAAUAUAUCUGUACGACGUAUACACUGCUGCAACAAUGGAAUUUUGGUCCCGAAUCAAGUAAGAUUUGAAGGCCAUCUGUUGCAGAUUUUAAGGUGUCCAGAAUGGCCUUUCAUAGUCUCUUAACUUGAUUGCUGUUGGUUUC